This is a messenger RNA of Physella acuta, 3418 nucleotides long. RefSeq names its product excitatory amino acid transporter 3-like. Gene Ontology annotation, molecular function: glutamate:sodium symporter activity; L-glutamate transmembrane transporter activity; neutral L-amino acid transmembrane transporter activity. NCBI's taxonomy places the organism in Eukaryota, Metazoa, Mollusca, Gastropoda, Physidae. Gene Ontology annotation, biological process: L-glutamate transmembrane transport. The record is from RefSeq and is a predicted model, not a curated record. Gene Ontology annotation, cellular component: plasma membrane.
UAUUAGGGGUGAAAAAAAAAGUUUUACAGUAAUUAUCCGGAAGUGAUGUAACUUUAUUGUGUUUUAGUCAACAGAUUCGUUUAGCGGGGAAUUCCUCAUGACCGGAUUUUAUUUGCUGUUUUUAAUGCACAGGAUUUUUUUUGUUCCAUUCCGCGGCUGUACUAUGUUUCCAAGGAACAACAACGGCUGAUAGUGCUGUGUUGUCGCUGAGUUUGUCUAGUCGAGUCUAGUUUACUGCUGCUAAAUAUCACGUCAUGGAGAGGAAACGUAGCAACGACGCCCGAGGGGGUCUGACCCCCACUGACAACAACGUAAACCCCGUCAAUACUCACGUAUUUAUCACAGUUCCCGAGGAAGAUCUGGGGUUCCGCGGGAACCUGAAGAGAUACGGCAGGAAAUGUUUGAACGGCAGCAAGGAAAACGCUCUGCUGAUUGGUCUGCUGCUGUCUGUGGUCGCUGGCAUCCUCAUGGGGUUGAUCAUCCGCGGCACCAAGGACAGCUUCAGCAAGAGGGAGAUCAUGUACCUGGGAUUCCCCGGAGAGCUGCUCAUGAGGAUGUUGCAGAUGCUCAUCCUCCCCAUCGUCCUCUCCUCCCUCAUCUCAGGUAUCGCCGGGCUGGACGGGAAGACGUGUGGCCGGAUGGGACUCCGGACCAUUGGCUACUUCUGUAUCACGACCUUCAUGGCGGUCUUUCUGGGGAUAUUCCUGGCCAUCACGAUAGAACCGGGCGGCAACGCAGACCUCAGCUCUAUGCGGAGGUACGGGAAGGCGGAGUCCUUGAAUUCAGCGGACACUUUCUUGGACCUCAUCAGGAACGUGUUUCCAGACAACCUUAUCGUCACCUGUUUCAAUGCCUACCGCACCAAAGAAGUCAUCAAGGAGAUUGUGGAGGAACCCAUGGCUCCCAGCGGCAACUUCUCCAACGUGACCGUUACAACACCAACAUUCCUGUUUGAAAACACAACACUGGCCAAUGAUACAGAACCUCCAGUCAGGUACCACGUCACGCUUCAGAACGAGGGCACGGGAAAAUCCAACGUCCUUGGCAUUGUGACAUUCGCCAUCUUAUUCGGCGUCAUGCUGGGCAGGAUGGGGGAGAGGGGGAAGCCGAUCCUGGCCUUCUGUGACUGUUUGGUAGAGGUCACCAUGAAACUCUUCACCGUCUUUUUAUGGUACUCACCUGUUGGCAUUGCAUUUCUCAUCACCGCCAAGAUCGUGGAGAUGGAGGACUUCUCGGUCCUACUGGGCAAGGUGGGCUUGUACUUCAUCACCGUCCUCAUCGGCCUCUUCAUCCACGGCUCCGUCGUCCUGCCCCUCAUCUACUUCGUGCUGGUCAGGAAAAACCCGUACACCUUCAUCUACGGCAUCUCGCAGGCGCUGGCCACGGCAUUUGGUACCUCGUCCAGCUCUGCCACCAUGCCGGUGACUCUCAAGUGUCUGGAACACAACAACCACGUGGACGCCAGAGUUGCGUCCUUCGUCAUCCCCGUGGGUGCCACCAUCAACAUGGACGGUACGGCUCUAUAUGAGGCCGUGGCUGCGCUCUUUAUCGCACAGGUCAACAACCGUAACAUGAACUUUGGAGAAAUUAUAACCAUAAGCAUAACGGCCACAGCGGCUUCAGUUGGAGCGGCAGGCGUUCCUCAAGCUGGUCUUGUUACCAUGGUGAUCGUUCUGGCUGCGGUCGGACUUCCUAUUGAUGACGUCACGCUGAUCCUCGUCGUUGAUUGGUUCCUGGACAGGUUCCGCACCAUGACCAACGUGAUGGGGGAUAGCCUGGGGGCCGGGAUCGUCAACCAUUACUCCGUGGACGAGAUGCCGCCCCUGGAGCACGAGUCUCACGAGAUGGAGAAGGUGCCCAACGGUCAGCAGCAGGAGACCACGCCCGUGUAGGCGAUGCUCUUCCGCCCCCGCACUCUUCAUUCAACGGCUCUAGUCCAAGAUCAAAUCACGUCAACACGGGCUCAUAUGACAUAGAUAUCUCAUAUAGCGGGACCAACACAGGGGAGGGAAGUUAAGACAGAACUGAAAGUUGGGCAGACAACAUACCCAGCGAGUCAGUGCAUGCUGGGAGUAAAGUGGACAAUGAACAUUUGAUGAUGGUGGCACUGUCCGCAUGCACUGGUCAUUCUCUGUCUAGAGAGGAACGGAAACUUUAGAAGCGGAAUAUAAUUAUUUCGUUUCUUUUUUACGCUGUAUUUUUUUAACUUACAAAAAUGUUUUUAUAAAAUAACUUGAUUUAAAAUGUGCACAAUUUUCGGGGGCCAAUCUCCAUUUGAUGGCCCACAUUGUGGGUCUGUCGGACGUCAGAUGGCCCAGAUUGUAGGUCUGGUGGCCCAGAAUGUGGGUCUGGUGGCCCAGAUUUUGGUUUGUCACACGUCUGGUGGCCCAGAAUGUGGGUCUGUCAGAAACAUGAUGGCCUAGAAUGAGCUUGAUGUUUAUAUUGUACAUAUGUCCAGUUUUUUAAUCGUUUUUUUUUUUCUAUUUGCAAGUCAUUUUAAUCGUACCAUGGGUAGAUAAUUCGGCAUUUAGUCUCAAACUGUGCGUGCCAGUGAUUGUCCACAGAAUAUGUGUCUAGAAUCACACGUAGUCAUUCAAGUUUAGAGUUUUGGUGUUAGAUUACGUGUUGUAGUGUCGAUAUUUUCAAAUUCGCUUUUUAUUUUUAUACUUUUGAUACUCUGGUCUCGGCGUGGGGCUUCUGAUGUGGCAUUUGUAGGAGUCAGUCUACACCGAUCUGUUCGUAUGUGCUUCAUAGCGUUAAUUACACAUUUGAUGCUGAUGUACUAAACAGUUCUUUUUAUAACUGUUUACUAGUUUUUGAAAAAAAGAAAAGAGUUAACCUAUAAUCUAAAUAUUAAUAUCGAAAUAAAUCGAAUCUUUGAAGCAAAAAUUCGCUGUGAACUAAACAAAAAUAGCUGUCAUCUUAAGAAUAUAUUUUGAUAUACUUUGAUAUACUGAAUAAAGUGGUUGGUAUACAGAAGCGUAUCAAGAGCCGAUAUAAUGCCUGCUAUAUCAAAAGCUGAUAUAUAGCCUGCUUUAUCAAAAACGUAUAUAUUGCCUGCCUGUAAGCAGUCGAUAUAUAUUCAAUAAACUAGAGCCGCAUCAAUUGAUUUUGUAUUUGUGAAUGUCACUUGACUUCUUGGACUUCCACUGACAUUUCAGCCAGUUGGAGACUGACAUAUAGCUUCAAUCAGCACAGGCCGCUAGGAGACGGCCCGCUUGUAACGUCACAUCCCAUUCUCGUCCGCCCUAUUGCUGUUUGCUUUCAAGUUACCAGGCGGCUGACAGUCCGUGUGCGGGCCGACUACAAAUGUGCUAGAUCGAUUUCUUCAAAGGUCACUUCAAUCUAUUUUAUACCUGCCAUCUAUGUCAAGUGCACGCAUUAAUCUUCUACCUGUAGGCUGCACACGCUCUCACAC